This is a messenger RNA of Gymnodraco acuticeps, 935 nucleotides long. Its product is annotated as palladin-like. The annotation marks the transcript as partial. The record is from RefSeq and is a predicted model, not a curated record. Lineage: Eukaryota; Metazoa; Chordata; Actinopteri; Perciformes; Bathydraconidae. The transcript has 3 exons.
AUGGGCCGAGAACACGACCCGAAACACAGACCUGACGCCGCUCGGCUGCAGAGACACACGCUUCUUUCUGCCUCUCUAUCCUCCAGGAAACACAAGCCUGGCCCCCAGGAGCAGCAGAGGACACGCACAGCUUUACGGAUGCAGGACGGGAGCUGGAACCCGCCUGAGGCGUCCUCUGAGGGAAGGGGCCCGCACCUGGACCCAGAGCUGGAGGAGGGGUUCGCUGACCUCACGGCCUUCCUGAGUGCAGAGGAGAUCCACCGCAGCCUGGACCUGGCCCUGGAGGCCUUCGGGGGAACAUUAGAGGACUCAGAAUCCUCUAAAACUGCUGAAACCCCUCAAACGAAAGCUUCCUCUCCAUCUGAAGGUGAUGGUGCAGCAUCUGAAGCCCCGCCCCUCAUUAAACACACGUCCAGAGAGGUGGAGAAGCCCACCCCCCAUCUCAAACCCUUGCCCCCCGUCUAUAAACAGGAUAAGCCACGUCUCCUUCAUGAAGGUCUGGAGCUAAACGACCGCGCGGCGUCGACCUCAGAGUUCUGCAGCCGCGCCGCCACCUUCAUCGAGGAGCUGUCCUCCAUCUUCAGAGGCUCCGCCCACCAGGACGACGACGCCUCCUCUCCGGACAGCGGGUACCUGACCCCUCACGGACAAAAACAGACCCCUGCUCCUCCUCAAAACCCCCGCCAGGAGGAGGAGCAUCACCAGGAGGAGGAGACGGCAAAAGAGGAGGAGCAUCCCAGCGAGCCAGCAGGGGGUCCUGACGCUCCUCCAGUGUACCACCACCACCUCCUCCAUCACCCCCCCUCUGCUGCUCCAUCUCAGAGCCCGCUGACCCCCCCCUGCUUCCUGCAGAAACUGAAGAGCCAGGAGGUGGCCGAGGGGAGCCCCAUCCGUCUGGAGUGCAGAGUCACAGGAAACCCCCCCCCUCUCGUCAG